Molecule: messenger RNA, 4027 nt
Organism: Mercenaria mercenaria
Lineage: Eukaryota; Metazoa; Mollusca; Bivalvia; Venerida; Veneridae
Product: galactose-1-phosphate uridylyltransferase-like
Exons: 9
Coding region: 88-1152 (354 amino acids)
Biological process (GO): beta-D-galactose catabolic process via UDP-galactose, Leloir pathway
Cellular component (GO): cytoplasm
Molecular function (GO): zinc ion binding; UDP-glucose:hexose-1-phosphate uridylyltransferase activity
Source: RefSeq, a predicted model, not a curated record
AAGCACCUGUGUUGUAACCCGGACACAACAACAACAACAAUAAAAAAUCAUGAUCAGUCGGACGCCUGACAACAACAACAAAUCAACAUGUCAUUUGACCCUCAAGAUCAUCAGCAUUUACGUUACAAUCCAUUGCGUGAUGAUUGGGUAUUGGUAUGCCCUCACAGAAUGAAGAGACCCUGGGCAGGUCAUGUUGAGAAACCUGAGGAGGAAGAUAUACCGAGACAUGACCUCAAAAACCCUCUGUGUCCUGGAAAUACUAGACCAAAUGGGAAGGUAAAUCCAGACUAUGAGAGCACAUACCUGUUUACCAAUGAUUUCCCAGCUCUGUUAGAGGAAGGCCCUGUCCCAGAUGAAAGUGAUGACCCAUUAUUUCGAUGCAGCGAGGCUAAGGGGACGUGCCAGGUGAUGUGUUUCCAUCCUUGGUCUGAUAUAACGUUACCAAGAAUGUCAGUGUCGGAUAUACGAGAAGUUGUUGACAAAUGGGCAGAAAUAAAUGUUGAUCUUGGAAAAAAAUAUUCUUGGGUACAGAUAUUUGAGAACCGAGGGGCAAUUAUGGGAUGUUCUAAUCCCCACCCACAUUGUCAGGUUUGGGCAAGCUCGUUUCUCCCAAAUGAACCAUCAGUAAAACACCGAACACAGCGAGACUAUUUCAGCAAGUAUAAGUCUCCAAUGUUGAUUGACUACGUCAACAAAGAACUGCAGAAAAAGGAACGUGUGAUCCUAGAGAAUGAACAUUGGGUAUGGCUGGUUCCAUACUGGGCAGUGUGGCCGUAUGAAACAAUGCUGCUUCCAAAAUCUCAUGUUCUACGUUUAGAGGAUCUCACCGAAUCUCAAAGAAAUGACCUGGCGGAUAUCAUGAAACGCCUGUUGAUCAAAUAUGACAAUCUGUUUGAAGUGUCCUUCCCUUAUUCAAUGGGGUGGCAUGGUGCUCCGACAGGAAGUUACCAUCAUGAGGACUGUAGUCAUUGGCAACUACAUGCAGUGUAUUACCCACCGCUACUGAGAUCAGCGACUGUCCGGAAAUUUAUGGUCGGUUACGAAAUGUUAGCUACAUCACAGCGUGAUCUUACACCAGAAAUGGCAGCAAUAAAGCUGAAGGAGUUACCAGAUAUGCAUUACAAGGACAGAAAAGACCCACCUAGUCAGUGACCCUGAAUACACGACUACAACAGUUACUACAGACAUACAGCCAUGACCCUGUGACAUACAAUUGUUGAGGAGUCUACUAUCUUAUUAUUGUUUAUCACAAUUUUAAUGGCCCACUUGUUAUUGUCUAUCACAAUAUUAAUGGCCUGGUUGCUAUUUUCUUUCACAAUUUUAAUAGCCAAUUCGUUGUUGUCUAUUAAUCAGUCAAAUUUGACAGUAUUAUUGAAAAAAAUGUAUUUCAUUUUACCAUUUUUUAGCUCCGCUAUUUUUUAUCUCAGAGCUAUUCUACUCACCCAGGCGUUGGCGUCACACCUUAAGCUAUUAAAGGCAUAUAGCCUUGAAACUUUUUUGUGCCCGCCCCACCCACAAAAAAAAUUCACAUUAUAAGUGUUGCCAAUGUUCGUCCGAGCUUACAUUUGCAUACUUAAGUGGCUAUAGGAACAAUAGGUAACUGUACUUUUUUCUUUGAUGUCUAUGUGCCUAGUUUUCUUUACAUGGCUAAAAGGAACAAUAGAGAGAACAAAAGAGUAGCCACAUCAAUACCCAUAUGUAGGAACUUCCAUCCUUCUGUCCGUCCGAAUUUGUAUCAUUCAUAUCUCAAAAAGUAUUUGACCCAGUAUUAUGAAACAUUACACAAGUAUUUAGUAUGUGAAAUUGUGCAGCUGGGGUUUUGUUGGAGAUAUCACCCACUCAGACCGGACUAAUGGCCCUUGACUUAGUAAAAAAAUAUGCAUGAAAAGGCAUAAAAGUUGUCGCACAUAUCUAGAAAAGUAUAUUACAUUCAUAAUUUUAACAUGUCCAAAACAUUGCGAAAUAAUAUUAAUUUCACUUGGGUAUUGAUUACAUUUUACUCGGACUUUAACAUAGACUCCCUGUGUAAAAUUUCAAACUUAUUGUAUUGUGAUGUCAUGAUAAAGUUAAUAGGGUCAUGAGAUGUCAAAGGAAUAUUAUUCAGUAUGUAAAGUUGUGCACAUGGGACAAUUUUCUGGAAUUUUUGAUCAGUCAGAUCAGAGAUAUGGCCCAUGAUUAAAAAUAUGCAUAAAUGGGAUACAAGUUUGUGUCUGUUGUAUCUCAAAAAGUAUUUGACUUUAGAGUCAUAAAACAUUAGGGGAUUGUUAUAUAGCAUGUGAAGUUGUGCACCUGGUGUACUGUUUGGGAUUUCACUUGGCCAGAUUGGAGUUAUGGUCCUUGACUGUAUGAAAACUACACAAAGUGCUUGUGUUGCAUAGAUCUUAAAAAAAUUCUCCUAGUCAUGAAAUCAUGUAGGAAUAUUAUCCAGCUUGUGAAUAUGUGCACCUAUUUUUUUUUCAAUUUGCUUGACCCUUGACUUAGUCAAAAUAUAAAAGUUUGUGCUGCAUGAAUGUCAAAAUGCACUUGACCUAGUCGGGGCCUCCGUGGCCGAGUAGUUAAGGUUGCUGACUUCAAAUCACUUGCCCCUCAUCGAUGUCGGUUCGAGCCUCACUUGGGGCGUUGAAUUCUUCAUGCGAGGAAGCUAUCCAGCUGGCUUACGGAAGGUCGGUGGUUCUACCCAGGUGCCCGCUUGUGAUGAAAUAAUGCACGUAGGGGCACCUGGGGUCUUCCUCCACCAUCAAAGCUGGAAAGUCGCCAUAUGACCCGAAUUGUGUCGGUGCGAUGUUAAACCCAACAAAUCAAGUCAUACUUGACCUAGUCAUUAAACAUUAAUGAGUUGUUUUAUAGCCUAUGGAGUUUUGUAUCAGGUGCUGUCUUUGGGACUUUACAUGGCUAGGCCAGAGUUUUGGCCCUUUACUAAGUGAAAAUUAAGUUUGUGUUGCAAACAUCUUAAAAAAUAUUAAACCUCGAGUCAUAAAACCAUGUACAGUGACAGGAGUGGGGGCGCCUGUGUCUUAUGUACACACAUCUAGUUUUUUUCUAGAUCAAUUACCAAUCUCACUGGAUCAAGUCCCAUAACUCUGACAUGUGUUUUGGCCAAACUAUGCCCACUUUUGGACUGAGAAAAUCCUGGUUAAAGUUUUGCAUGCAAGUUUCUAUCUCAAAAACUAAUGUAAAUAUUGAACUGAAACUUCACACAUUUCUUGAUAAAACUAGGUCAAAGCAUUUAGUCCCAUCACUCUGACAUGUAUUUUGCAAAAUUAUGUCCCCUUUUGAAACAUUUCUGGUUAAAGUUUUGCAUGCAAGUUACUAUCUCCAAAGCUAAUGCAGAUACAGUUGACAUCGUACUUGCGACCACCUCCAUUAAGCGAUUUUUGUAUUGAACGACCGGUCAGAAUCCCUCCCGAAUGUUUUCAGUACAUAAAUUUAUUCCAUUAAACGACUUUUUUAUUAAACGACCAGCGACCACUUAAAUGGAGUCCCAACAGGUAAAAUAUUUAACAAAAGUAUCUAUUAAGCAACCUGGUACCAAAUUCCUGCUGGGUAUUUCUUCACCUGUGUAAUUAGCAAGUACAUUUUGCACCUGCCUGGAUGCAAUUAACCUUUGUAACAGUCGAACUGACAAACAAUCAAGUUAUAAUUUUCAGUUUGUGAAAUUUAUAUACAUAUAUAUAUGCUCAUGAUAUAUACAGUUACAUUAACAGUUAAAAAUAUCUUUUCUCUUCACAUGACUGAAUUUCAUUAAGAGACCACAUUUUAGCAGUCCCUUGGGCGGUCUCUUAAUACAAUGUCACCUGUACUUGAUUGAAACUCUAAAGAUAUUUUGACAUUUAGGAUAAUAUUCCCGCUUCUGGGACAACAGUUCGAAUAGUCGAGCAUUGGCUGACUUAUAGACAGCUGUUGUUUUAUUUAUUUAUAGAGGGUGGACUCAUAGGAGUAUGGAACAACAGCAGUAUUUUUUUAACCAUUUUUCACAAGAGGAAAUCGCUUUCACUUGUACACAGGAGAAUAAAAUGUUGAAUCUCAA